AUGUCGGAACCUGUAAAUAAGCUUCCUUCUAAUUUUUCAGAGGAUUGGUCAUUUAAACCUGAAUUUAAAAGUGGACCUAAGGAUCUGCUACAUUUAAAUUCUUUUGCAAAUGUUCCUAGUUUACCUGUUAAUCUUCUUGAUAUUGCUAAUAUCACUGGUUUUGUGGUAGCUGCUGCAAAUUCCACCAUUCAUUUGUUUGACAAAUCCACAAUAUAUUCAGAUCCAAUUGAACCUAUAUCAACCGUAACUACAUCCAGCACUGUGACCAAUGUCUCAUUUACUGCCGAUGAAACUUCAAUUCUUGUGACAACAGUUGAAAAGGAAGUUUUGUUAUUUUCUUUUAAUAAAACAGGACUUGGCGAAGCAAAGAACUUGGACAACACUAUAGCUGAAGCUUUGGGGAUUUAUCCCCAGCCAAAGAAUCCUAAAAAAUUUGCAUUGCUUUUGGCUAACGGCUUAGUAGUUCUUGGUGAUAUAAACGGAUCAUUAUCUUACACGCCCCUUAAUGAUAGCAGUACACAAACCGCCACCGCGUUUUCAUGGACGCCAGGUAAUCAUUCUUAUUUUAUUGCUGGACCUUCCGAAUUAAUCCAGUUUAAAGAUAGUAAAAAAUUACGCUCUUUUACAUAUCCACCUCUUCAAGACCAAAAAGUCAUCUCUAUCAAUGCAGUUGAUGAAAACUUGGUGCAAGUGGUCUUUACCGGAAGUAAUGAGGUUUCUGUUUUUUUGGUUAAAAUUAAUGACGAUGGAUUUACAUGGGAGAGUGCAGAAGUCGGAAACUGUUAUGGAGAUUUUGAACGUACUCCUUGCUGGUAUGGAGUCGUUAUGCGAAACUGGAUUUCCGAUCAAGCUUUUGCGCUAAACCACCCAAACAAGGCAAGCAAAUAUGUUUUUAUUGUCGCAUCCGCACAAUCAGCGGACGUUGAAAUAUUCAAUGAAAAUGAGGUUUUAUGUGCAGAAGAAGAUUAUCAAAAAGCCGCUUUGGAUUUUUGCGACGAUGGGGAACUUUCGCCUUUGGGUGUAGCUCUUGACUUUUCUUCUACAAAAAAGAUUGAAGACGCUUAUGCCGGAAUGGAGGAAUCUUAUGAACCUCUUCCUAUUUUGUGGCUGCUUGACAAUCGGGGGAUGAUUUAUCUUUGGCAUAUAGUUAACAAGCCCGCGAUUGUUGAAAAGGCAAUGUCACUUAAUGGACUCUUACAAAGCUAUAAAAAAGAAUUUUAUAUUGAGCCAGGGACAGAGUCUAAUGAGCCUUUUGAGCAAGCUAAGAAUGAGAAACCAGAAGAAGAAAGUAAACACAUUCAAUUACCUAAUGAUUUAUCAUUUAAAAAAGAAGUACCUUCUAUUGAGGAUGAUUUAAACAAGGAUGAAUUAUUAAAAUCUGCUACAUCACCGUUACAUGACAAAGAACCUGAACCAUCUAGUUCAUCAGUUGAUAAAUUUUCAACACCAACAUUAACACCAUCAGCAUUUGCAAAUCCAACUUUAUUCAAUAAUACCAGUGGAACAUCUUCUAUUGGCUCAAUCAAUCAAACCCCUAUAUCAUCUAGCCCCUUUGUGUCUAAAUCACCUGUUGAGCCACCUGUUGAGCCUACCCCAGAGGUUGUUUAUGGGACAGCAAUUUCUACAUCCAGCCCUUUUCAAAAACCGAAAAUAGGUUCAGAUACAAGCGGGAAAGGUACUGAGACUUUGCAAAAGCUUUCAAGCUCUUCACCAUCAAACCCAUUUUCUCUUUCAAAUAACUUGCCUGUUUCUAAUCCGUUUCAAUCCCCUUCUUUUACUGACGCUAUAAAACCCUCGAUUCCAUCAACUUCUAAUGACAAAGUGGUAGGAUCUUUGGAUUUGUCUGGGCUUGCAGCUUCUAUCUCAGGAAUUCAAUCAAAUUCUCAUUUUGAUGACAGCGAUGAUGAUAUUUCAUCAGAAGAAUCGUCCAUAAAUUCAUCUUUUGAUUCGGAAAUUGACCAGCCCAAAUCCCUGACGUCUAAAUGGGGAAAUAUUGGUGUAAAGUCAGAUGAAAGGCCGUUAGAAACAAAUUUCACCAAGAAAGAGAAUGCCAAGGAUGAAGAGUCGGAAGCGUUAUUUGAAACCCCCCAUUUAAACGAUUUCACUGUAUCAUCAGAGUUAAAUGAAGGGUCUUCUGAAAAGGGUUCUCCCUUGUUUCAAGAUUCGGACCAAAUUAAUAAGGAUGACUUGGAUCGAGUGUCUGAGAUGAGCAGCUUUUGUGAAGUUAACGAGCCUGGCUCGAGUUCUGAAAAGAGUGAUUCCGUUGAACCUAAUCCAGAAUCCGAAUCAGAGUUUAAAUUUUCUACUAAUUCUGAAACUGUGGAUUCUAAGAGAAUUGCAAAGUCUUCUGUCGAAACUGAAAAUAUUGAAAAUAUUGAAAACCCUCAUAUAUCAGAAAAAACUGAAACUCCAGUGGAAUUUGAAAAAACCGAAAAUUUUGAGGAAAUUCAACCUUCUGAACUUGAUGACAAAUCUGAAGAUGUUAAGUCAAAAGAGCCCGAAAAGACCGAGCCAGAAGAACCUAAAGAGCCACCUAAAUUGUUUACAGAAAAGUCUGUUGGACCCAGCAUGCCACCGUCUCCUGAACUCCCCCCUGUUGUUACUGUUGAUGCAGAGCUUCAGACAGAGGAGCCUCAACCUGAUGUUGACGUCUCCGAUUGUUGCUUUGAUUCGGAUGAUUCGGAUGAUUUGGAUACAGAUGACGACUUAAUAGCUCCAAUAAACUUGGAUCUGUUACCAAUAUACAUUUCUCUGGAUGGGCUCCAAGAUAUUGUUCCUUCGUUAAAAUCAGUUUCAUCAUAUGAAGAAGCUGAGAUUUUGGGAAUCUUUAACCAAAUUAAUUAUCAGUUACGUAUUCUCGCUGUAAACAGUAAGAGACUGGAUGGGUAUAUUGAUUCUAACAGAACCGAGGACUUUGAAGAAGAUUAUGAAGAAGAUUCAGAGAAUUACAGUGAAUCUGAAAGCGAAACAACUGAUGAAAGCGGGCUUGAAAACAGUCUUGAAAAGAAAAAAAUUUGGCCAGACCCUUCUGAAUGGACCCUUGAACAAAGUAGGUAUCUCGUUGAUGCUACCAAGGAUGCAAUAUACGCUGUAAGACAGGUUUCUAUUUAUCAGGAUAUCAACAUUAAGGAUCUUUUACAGGAUACACAAGAAACCGGUCGACGAGUAUUUAGUGUUGGACUUGAGCUCCAAAGUCAUGUGCAAACCGAGUGUGUGAUUUCACAAGGACGGGCAUUACCUUUACAUGCGUCGGAAAUGCAGCGAAAGUUACGGUUGGCCGUACAAGAGCUUAAAACAUCGCUCAACAAGGUGGAAAGCAGUAUUGUUGGGAUGAAGGCGAGUGGUGGGUAUGGGCAAGUAAGUGCAAGUAACCUGAGGCAACAGCUAAAUGUUGUAGCACGGUGUGCACGCGACCGAGCGGCAACUGUUGCUCGCCUUGUUGAAUGGUACUACAACCAUGGCCAAGAGAAGGAAGAGUACGGAGACGGACGCUCACAACUAGCAAUUGCGCCUGCGGAAGCAGUAAAUGCUGAAAUGCUCAUGCUACAAAACAGACAAACAGCACCUGGAGAAGAAGGCGCUGGCGCUUUGCGAGUGUUACGUCACGCUCUGACUGGAAGUCGUCUUGAUGCACUUUCUCGCCUGGGAACCACGGCAGAUGUUAUUGGUGUUCAACGGCGCAUGGCUUCGCGAUUGGCACUGAGUAAUGUACUUCAGGCUCGGUCUGUAGAUUCGUUGUACAAUAAGCGACCACAGGAAGUUCGUGGUUUAUGCCUGUAA
Magnusiomyces paraingens is the source of this 3780-nucleotide messenger RNA. RefSeq lists its product as uncharacterized. Gene Ontology annotation, molecular function: protein binding. The record is from RefSeq and is a predicted model, not a curated record. NCBI's taxonomy places the organism in Eukaryota, Fungi, Ascomycota, Dipodascomycetes, Dipodascales, Dipodascaceae. The transcript has 3 exons. Bases 1 to 3780 code for a protein of 1259 amino acids.